Styela clava is the source of this 3169-nucleotide messenger RNA. The record is from RefSeq and is a predicted model, not a curated record. NCBI's taxonomy places the organism in Eukaryota, Metazoa, Chordata, Ascidiacea, Stolidobranchia, Styelidae.
CAUAUAUACACGCGUUUUUGAGUUUUAGUUUAUUAAAGGUUUCCAAGUUUGAUAUGAUAUAUUAUAUCUCCGUUGUAAUUCGUGUUUCAACCGGGAUGAAAUUAUUUGUUAUGUAAAAAUGACGAACGUAGAAAUGACGAACUGACGUCUGCGGAAGUCAAAAGUUUUGAUGGAACCGGAAAUAAAUGUAUUGCCCACGAUAAUGUAUCGAAAGAUUCAGAUGCUACUGGAAAUUCCUUUACAUCUGCAGAUAUUGAAGGGCAAUCUGGUUCAGCAUCAAAGGGUGAGAUCGGAGAAACGACUGGGAGCUGUGUUGGUGAAAUUUCAAAUACCAUUUGAUGCUUGUGCUAGUAAUUCAGUUGUAAUGCAAAAAGAAGUUUUACAUCGAUACGAAUCAGCACCAUAUGAUAAUAAUGGAGUCGUUGUGAAUUUAGAGGAAGGUUGUGGAUAUAAUCAGUCGUUUUAUGGCACAGAAAGCAGGAUUGCAACGGUUAGUGGAAACAUCAAUCAUGCGCAACAAUUUCCACAAAGGCCAAUUACAUUUCAGCCUAUAGUUCUUGCCAACUCACCAAACCGACAAGUUAUUAAAUUAUCAAACAAACCGAUGCGAUUGAUAUGUGGGUAUUGCAAUCACGAUGUAGAGACGAAAACGUCCUUGGAGCCAGGAAGUUAUCUUUGUCGCAUGAGCUCAAUCUGUUUCUUAUUUGUUGGCUUGUGCUGUCUGGUACUCUGGUGUAUGGCAGACAACUAUGACGUUAAACACCGUUGUUCGAAUUGCAAUGCAAAUCUCGGAACCUACGAGCAAGAAGGAGACCUAUGUUAGAUGUUACUGCGUCGUCCACAAAGUAAAAUCAGCAAAGGGAAUCAUUUACAAACAAAUUAUACCUAUUUAGCUUUUGUUAAUAUGCACGCAAUAAAACCUCGGCGUAUGUAAAAAUGGAAAGAAGUAAAAUAAAAGUGUAAAGCAGUCUUGCGUUUGCAAUACGACAUUUUGUGUGUCUGUAACAUUUUCCAAUAAACUGAUAUAUAACGCUAUUGAGUCAAUCCUAUUCCUCAUUUGUCACUAUGGAGAAUGUAAAAAAAAGAACUAUGAAUAUAUAAGCUUUAGAAAAUAUCUGAAAUACUAACACAGCGUUACUUUUCGUAGGAAGAACAGCUUGCUGUAAUUUCAAUCUUGUCAAACUAAUUUGGACAGUUGUUAUUUCUUUAAUUGUUAUAUUUUCUAACACGAAAUUGUAUAUAGAUUUGCUGUUGCAUUCAUUUCAUUUCUACGUUGAUGCGUGUUCAUUAAUCUGAAGCAAAUGUAUAAAAGUGGAUAUUUUCCGAUGACAUAUCUGAGGUUCCCAUGCCAUUGCCCGGAGCGUCAAAACUAAGCUAUAAACUUAGGGAAAUUUCGUUUGUAAUAGUACUCACCUUUAAUUUUACAAAUACUCAUGCAUCAUGUUGCCCAGAUGUUUUUUUUAAAAGAUGAUUUGAACAUUUACAUAUCAUUUAUACGUAUCGAAUAAUAUAUUACAUACUUUGAGUGUUCCUAUUAGACUAUACUGACUGAGAACUUAGAACUUAGUUACCGAUAGAAUGUCUAGUCAACAACCUGUAAGAAAUAUUGAAAUGACAAACGAGAAUGUGGAAACGCAUGCGGCGUUUUUGAAUGAAGCAUUUUCUGGGGAUAUUUCUUGUGAAGAAGGUUCGCAAGUCAAUCUCGCCUGCAACGAAAGAAUCACAAAAUCCAACAGCGGAAAAGAAAUAGUCGAAUUUGAGAACGAAUCCAGCGCAACUUUAGAACUGGACAAUGAAGUAGUUAGCAUGGAAGACCGCUACGCAUUUACCAAUGACUGCUUGGAUACACAAGUGUGCCAUGUUGAAGUGUCAUCAUUGGAUAACAAUACACCUGUAAAGAAUGAUAAUGAUGAUGGACAGCUGCAAUCCUCGGAUGAGACAUUAACAGAUAGUGAUGAUGACUCGUCAAAAAGUGAAGAUGAAAAUGAAUCAGAUGAAAAUGAUGAUGAAAAGCAAGAAUCCUCGGAUGAGACAUCAACAGACAGCGACGAGGACUCGUCAGAAGCAUCUCUGUCAGACGCGACAGAGACCGAUUACAAAUACGUAACAACUACCACUCACUACUCGAAGAACGUGAUUAACUCAACUCAACCACCUAGGUAUGACGAAUUUAACCGACCUCCAGCGACCAACAUGUUGUACAGAGAGGGUUAUGAUUUCAAAUACGAACGAAGGCAAGAGGCAAUCGUGCAAAGACCACCUCCAGAAGUAGACCUAUAUCAUUACGCGCAACAACCAGUACUUUGUGUUUGCCCCCAUUGCCAUUGCGAUAUCGAAACGCUUACGAUUUUUAGUCCCGGAUGUUACCUAAUCACACUGAGUCUAAUAACAUUCAUUUGUUGCGGAAUAUUCUGCCUGUGUUGCUGGUUUAUGGAUGAAAACUACGAUGUAAAACAUUAUUGUCCUAACUGUGGAGUGAAACUGGGGACGCACAAGAAAGAGAGUUGCUGCUGAUAACGAGUAUGAAACAUUAUAUCUUCUUGAUUGAAAUUCAUCAGUACUGGGAAUCAAGUAAUUGAAAUAAAUGAAGAAACUAAGAACAAACAACCUCCGUGACACUUCCAACCUGGGUUAAUCGCGUUUACUUGUUGUAUAUGAUGUUUAUACAUACAUUUUUUGAUAUAAGCAUUUUUGAAGCUAAGCAAAAUCUGUUGAAUGUUUAGUCUACUUUUCCGGGCUUUCCACUGUUUAAAAGAUUGAAAAGCAGUAAUUUCACUAGACCACUAGACUUUGGUUAAAGUAAAUCCAGCCAUUUCUAGGACUGAAAAUAGACGCUUUGUGUUGUAUUAGUAGAUUUUGUUCUUUUAUGGUUCUUUACAUUGGUUCUACAGCGUUGCAACCUUAUCAUGGAAUAUAAAACACAUUGCAAGUCUAUAUGUCAUUGAAUGACGAUAAGUGCGCCGAUUUCUGAAUUUUUUGACCAUUUUCCUCUUUGAACUUCAAGUUUUUGUUCUAAUUUAACCAAAAUUUCUUUAGGAUUCAAAAUUGCUGGUUCAAAAUAUUGUUUCAUAUCACUUUGUAACUUGAAAUCAUUUUUCUUUAUAUUUUGAAUACUUCGGUUAUGGUGCUCGUGCAUUAUAUGUGGUGCUAGAUUUAAAUAAAAGUUUUU